AUGGGCGUCCCGCAGUGUCCGACUGGAGUCCUCUUCACGAGGCAAACCGGUGAGUGUGUCUCGGGCCAGUUCAAGGAUUCGACCGGGAAUGCCUUUUCAAGCCUCAUGGUCCGCCCCAUUGCGAACUCGUCCAACUACGCGCUGGACUUCUACGGCGGCGGCGAGUGCCUCAAUCUCCUACAGACCAACGGACCCACACCACUACCACAGGACCAUGAUGAGGCGGACGUGACCGAGGCCGGGCAAGACGCACACGGAUGGGGCUGGGCCGACUGCGAGGGCGCCCAGGACGGCGGGUGGCAGGCGGUGAUGGAGAUCAUCAUCGGCCGACCCGACCCAGAACUCGUCGGGCGCGCAGCUCACCACUGGGUCCAGUAG
This is a messenger RNA of Acanthamoeba castellanii str. Neff, 378 nucleotides long. RefSeq lists its product as uncharacterized. The record is from RefSeq and is a predicted model, not a curated record. The transcript has 3 exons. Lineage: Eukaryota; Discosea; Longamoebia; Acanthamoebidae. The coding region runs from base 1 to 378 and encodes 125 amino acids.